GGGGCGGGGCCGGACGGAGAGCCGGACAGGACUGGGCCCAGGGCUGUGGGGGAUGGUGUUGCUUCUCUCCCAGCUGUUGCUGACUCUUACCCGCUUGGUGCUGCGGUUCCGUGAUGCCCUGUACUGCCAAGCCGUGCGCCUCAUCUCCCUUGUUGUGGGCACUGUCUCCAUCCUGUGGGUGCCGUGGCUGGUGCUGACCAAGGGGCCAUGCCGGGCUUUCCAAUGGAGGGUGCGGGGGAUGCCCCCGCCAUGCCUCAUGGGGACCACCUACGGGGAGCACCACUACCUGCGACUCAAGAGCUCAGGUCUGCGCUUGCACUAUGUCGCAGCUGGCCUGGAGCAGGCGCCGCUAAUGUUGUUCCUGCAUGGGUUCCCCCAAAACUGGUUCUGCUGGCGCCACCAGCUGCAGGAAUUCCACAAGCGGUUCCGGGUGGUGGCACUGGACCUGUGGGGCUGUGGUGCCUCGGACGCCCCACCCCGGGAGCAGAACUAUGCUAUGGAGACCCUGCUGGAAGAUGUGCAGGAAGUCAUCAAGACUCUCAGCACCAGGGAUGAAAAGGGCUCCACCAAGGCCAUUCUGGUGGGACACGACUGGGGCGGUGCCAUUGCCUGGGUGUUUGCUGCGACUCACCCCAACAUGGUGGAGAAGCUCAUCUUCAUGAAUGCUGCCCACCCCUCUGUGUACCAAGAGUACCUUGUCCGCCACCCCUGGCAGCUGCUGCGCUCCUCUUUCCUGUUCUUGUUCCGGCUCCGGGGCUACGCUGAGCUCCUCCUGUCCUUGGGUGACUUCCAGCUGCUGAAGUGGUUCAUGAGCAGCAGGAUUACAGGAAUCCAGAACCCCCAGCGGCGCUUCACAGAGCAGGAGCUGGAGGCUUACAUCUAUGGCCUGUCCCAGCCUGGCAGGGUGACCUCAGCUGUCAACUACUACAGGGGCCUCUUCAGCAGGCCCAUUGUGGAGGGGAAGGCGGUGCUGGCGCCCACACUGCUGAUCUGGGGGGAGAAAGACGUGUACCUGGAGGCCAGGCUGCUUGUGGUCCUGCAGCGGUACUUCCAUGGCAGGUGCCACAUGGAGCGCCUCCCCCAGUGCAGCCACUGGGUGCCUGAGGACCAGCCCGAGAAGGUCAAUCAGCUGCUGUGGGGCUUCCUGCAGGAGAACAUCUGAGGUGGUGCCGUGACAGGGGGCUGUGGCCAUGUCCAGAAGCUGGUCACUGCCCUGGGCCCUAUGUGGCAGGGACCAUGAUGCACAAGCUUGAACCUGGCACACCAGCCUCAUGUGGCCAGCCUAGCAUGUGCCCUGUUGUGUCUGUUCCUCCCUACCCAUCAGCUGCCCUCAGGGCCCCGCUCCCUGUGUGCCGGCUUCUCCACCUGCCACCUCAUCAUUGGCCACCUGAGGCCCUUGCUGGCCAUGGGAAGGGCGGUGACAAUCCCACCUGGGACCAUGGAUAUUGUGCUCUGCCUUGCAUGGGAGUGCAAAUAGGGUUGGGAAAGCUCAUAGGGGGAGCUGUGGCAGUAGCACUCUCAGUGGCAGGCCUGAGGGCAUAGCCAGCUUGUCAUGAGGGAGCACUUGUCAUGGGGGAGCAGAAGGCAAGUGGCAGUGCACAGUGAACACAGUGAUUGGUGGGACCUCAGCUCCGUCUGGCUCUGUGCCCCUUUCCCUGUGCUAGGCUGGGCAGUGCCAACACGGGUUGUUGAGUUUGCCUCUCGAAGCCUCCAUUCCAGUGUACUCCUUCGCUUCCUGGGGUUGGUAAUAAAGGGCUGUUCUUGCACAA
Messenger RNA from Alligator mississippiensis (American alligator), 1769 nucleotides. RefSeq names its product epoxide hydrolase 3. Gene Ontology annotation, molecular function: hydrolase activity. The transcript has 8 exons. The record is from RefSeq and is a predicted model, not a curated record. Bases 53 to 1162 code for a protein of 369 amino acids. NCBI's taxonomy places the organism in Eukaryota, Metazoa, Chordata, Crocodylia, Alligatoridae.